Pyrgilauda ruficollis (rufous-necked snowfinch) is the source of this 1433-nucleotide messenger RNA. Its product is annotated as rap1 GTPase-GDP dissociation stimulator 1-like. Gene Ontology annotation, cellular component: cytosol. The transcript has 11 exons. The record is from RefSeq and is a predicted model, not a curated record. Lineage: Eukaryota; Metazoa; Chordata; Aves; Passeriformes; Passeridae. Gene Ontology annotation, molecular function: guanyl-nucleotide exchange factor activity; protein binding. Bases 123 to 1433 code for a protein of 436 amino acids. Gene Ontology annotation, biological process: positive regulation of GTPase activity.
GAUCCUUCCACCUACUCAGAGGGAGUGGGAUCUUCCCAACUUUGGCAAAAGUCCUGAAGGGCAAUCCACGAUGUGCAGUGAAAGCAGCCCACGUGCUCUCAGAGAUAGCCAAAAAUGAGGAAAUGAAGAAACCAUGUAUUGAAGCAGAUUUGGUUCUAACACUGAUACCUUUGCUGGAGAGCACAGACCAAGAAAUGCUGCUCCACGCUGGGAGGGCCAUUGGCCGUAUCUGUUACAAUAACCGUAACCUUCAGGAAGAGCUGGUCAAGGUUGGAGUGAUCCCAUCACUGGUCCAAAUAUUAACUGACUAUGCACAGAGUGAACCACUUGUCCACGUUGCUCUAUUGGCCUUGUACAAUCUGGCAGACCUUGAUUCAGCCAAGGAAGCUCUAAGCAUGACAAAAGUUGCUGAACAACUGGUGAAACAACUGAGGAGAGCAGAGAGCCAUGAGAGGUUCGAAAUUGUCUUUGAGGUCCUGCAAGCACUUGCAGAAAAUGAUACUCUGAAAGUGCAGUUGGUGGAUGCAGGUGUGCCAGAGGUGCUGUCUGAGAUCCUGCUGAGGCUCCAAGGCAGUUCCCAGGCUGAAGACACAUGCAUUGUGAAGUCUGCAUCAGAUCUCAUUGUCUCUCUGCUCCUUGGAGACGGGAACUGUCUGCGGCUGCUGCAGCUGGGGGUGAUCCACCAGCUCCUGGAUCUGCUGGAGAAGCACGUGCGGAGCGGGGACACCUCAGUGCAACAGGCUGCGCUCAGCGCCCUGCAGAGCCUCGCUGUCCCAGUUGUCAGCAAGGUUCAGAUGCUGGAGGAAGGUGUUGCAGAGCGGAUCGAGGCGCUUCUAAGGUCAGAGAGCCCUCCUGUGCAGUUUAAACUCCUCGGAACAUUACGGAUGUUAGCAGAUGGUCAAGCUGAUGCAGCCGAAAUCCUGGGCCAAGACCCCCUGCUGCUCAACAGGCUGGUGCAGUGGUGCAGCGUGAGCGACCACAGCGGCAUCUGCGGAGAGGCAAACCGGCUGCUGGCAUCCAUCCUGCACCACAACAGAUCCCAGGAAGUGGUCAAAGCCAUCCAGGCAGCACAAGGAGUGAAGCAUCUGGUUUCCAUGACAACAAGUGAACAUGCUGCCAUGCAAAAUGAGGCUCUGAAUGCCUUGGCAAUAGCAUCUGCCAUCGAUUUAGAAACUCUUGAAGAAUCUUUUAAAGAAUCACAGCUAGUUCAAAGCUUACACAAACUUCUACGAGAUGAUAACACAAGUCCUGAGGUGAAAUACAAUUCAUUGGGCCUUUUGUGCAGACUUCUUAAUUCAGGUGAUCUGAGACAAGAAAUAGAAGAGGACAAGAUCAAAGACACCCUCGAGCAACUCUGCAGUCACAGCAAUGCAGAUGUGGUCAAGGAAGCCAUCACAACAUUACAGGUUUUGAGAGGAGAGACGCCCCACUAA